GCAGAAAAAAUCAGAGUCCUGCAAAUAUUCUCUACACUUGGAGAAAAAAAUAAGCAAGACCCCACACCAGUCUGCUGGAAUGGCUGCCCUCACACAGACCAUCUCGUUAGUCCCAGGAAUUGAACUUUCACCUCAGGAAGCCAACAGAUACAAGAACAUUUUUGCCGUCCAAGUUCCCAUGUGUGAAGUUUUUCGUGCCGUUCUAAAGUGGGAAUGCAGCGACAAGCAGCAAGGGCAGACAUAUGUAGAUUAUUUUGGAGAAAAGAAGCAGCAAUAUGAAGACCACCAUGCUGCUCUGGCGGCAGAUGCAUGCAAUAAAUUUAAAUUACCAAAAAUUGUACUACCCAAAAGUACAAUUGAAAUGCUACAGGAAGAACCAUCAAAGUAUGACGUAACUCUAAUGUUUUCUUUUUUGUUUGAAAUAUUCAAAUUAAAAGUAUCAUACACACACAUUGGCCAUGUGAGAAGUCUCAGUAAACUAGAGUGCCUCCUGAAGGAGGCCAAAGACAUAAGAAAUGUUGUUAUACAUAAAGUUGCUGACGAUGCUGUCGACCCUCUGAAGUUUGAUGAAAUCAUCAAAGCCAUGCAUGAUGUGAUAGAUGAAGCUAGCAACGUGUACAGCAUUCCUGAUGAUCAAGUAACGAGUGUCAAAGCCCUGGUAGAUGGGAUGUGGGAUGAAGUGCGCACAGAUAAUGAAAAAGCUAAGGCUUAUUGUUGCUUCUUCCUUCAAACUUAUGGAAACAAAGAGGCCAAAGUCAUGUGGGAAGCGAUGUUGUCUGAAGAAACUCUUCUCUUCGGCGAGGACAAAGUUGAACGCUCUAAAGUUUUCCAUUCCCUGGAACUGACGAUACAGAAACCUGGUCUACAAGCAGGCAGGAUCUCCUAUAAAGAACUACUCUCUGACACUGACAAAAAGUUCAUUUUAGUCAAUGGUGUGUCUGGAUCUGGAAAAUCUACUCUGCUGAAAAACUUGGUGAUACAGUUCCAUGGCAUAUCGGAUGCAGGUGUAGAGAUGAUAAAUUUGAAGAAUUUCAAUUUAAUACUCAUAUACGAGUGUAGAAACAGGUCCAUUGAACAAUUCAGCGAAGUAGUACAACAGAAUUUUGAGAAUGUUUGUCUGAAACUCGGCCCAGAAACUGUUGCACAGACAAUAAUUCAUUCAAACCCUAUAAUUCUUGUUGAUGGCUACGAUGAAUGCCAUAAAGAUGCGUUUAAAGUUGUGGAUCAGUUGGUGGAUAAAAUGAAAAACCAUGAAUGCCGGGUGAUCAUAACUACCAGGCCAAGCCAUUUUGAAGAGCUAAAGAACCAUUUGAAACAAAAACUCUUGGUGUUUCAGGACUAUGAGAUUUCUGAAAUUUCUGACAUAGAAGAUCAAAAGACAUUUCUGGAAAAGUAUGAAAAGCAUGCCAAUCGGCAUGCUCAUGAAGUUGUGAAGACCUUCAGCUCCCUUGAACGGAAUAUCCAAGAACUUUUUGUCCAUCCCAUUUAUCUGGUACUCUUCUGCCAAUUGGUCUGGAAUUUUCCUGAAAGAAUUUAUAAUUGGACAUCCCAUGCUGAGGUAGCUCAUGACAUUUAUCGUCUGUACAAGAAAAUGGUCGAUUCGAAACUGGCUUCCUACUCCAUUGUCGACAAAGACGGUCUGGUCAACGACUUAUUCCGGGAUGUUGCCAAGUUCUCCUUUCAGACCAUUGCUGAAAACCAAUUGGUUUUCUCAGAAGACCAAGUUGGUGAGUUGAAGAGUAGUUUUAGGAAAACACUCGGGGAGUAUGGAGCCCGCGGCGAACUUGAUCCCAAAGCUCUUGUGGGGGUCGUCCUGAAAAUGAAGAGGCAUCUGAAUGAUUUUGAUUCCUGUACGUACUUCUUUCAUCACAAAAGCAUUCAAGAACUGUUUGCCUCUAAGACUGUCAUUAAGGAACUCCGUAAGAAUAACUGCUUGUCAUCUGACUUGCAUGGCGUAUCGCGUGUGAGUCAAAAUUUGCAGGGUGUGCUGGCAUACGUUCUAAUUGAGCUGAGUGCUGUUGAGAACUCAAAUGUCUUCAAACGUCACUGGCGUCGCCUGAAGGACGCUGCAAAAGCGGUAGGAGCUGACAAGAAGUUCUGGCAGCAAGUCCUGCUCAGCAGCCCCCACUCCCAGCCAGUGGCCAAAGAGACUGCCAGAGCCUACAUGGCCCACAACAAGGACUGGAACAUUGGUUCAGGUCGCGAUGCUGACACCGUUGCGCUGCUGCUGCUCUACCAGCAGCCAGCGAGGCUCUGCGUCAGCCUCCUAGACACCCCAGCGCCCGAGUCUUGGCGCACGGUUGCUCAAACAUUCAAAAGGGUUUUGGAGCUGCGACUUCUGAGUGAAGGCGACGACUCACGACCAUGUGACCACAUGCUGGAAGCCUUGAGCUCUUCAAGCUGCUCGUUGUCAACAUUUAUUGGCCGCGUCAAGAACGCAAACAGUAUCCGAUCUCUGGCCAGAAUUGCAUCAUCUGAAACUGAGCUCACCAUUUACACGGAGCCACACAUGGACUUGAAGCCGUUGCAAGACAAACACCUAGAGCUCUGGGUGAUUGUUGAACCCACAUCUCAGGGAGGCUUCGUUGCUCUGCCAUCGUCUGUCCACUUAUGUCUUCGCCUGAAGCCUGUCGCUCGGAAUCAGCAAGAGAGUUUGACUCGCACCAUACUUGGCCUGGCUCCUGCGGACAACAGGUUUCAGAGGCUGGAGGUGCGCGACUGUGAGUUGACUGAAGCGCAGCUGCUGAAGACGCUUGAGGAGCUUCAGCGCGUGGGACUAAGGACGCUCUUCCGGGACAGGAAAAUCCAUGCGGGACCCAGCAGAGUGCUGACAAUUCGAGAGAAGAAUUUUGUGCUGAUUCUCACUGAUGAGCCGCCGCUGCCACCUCAGGCAGAACCCUGCAGGCCUGUCGCCGCAACGCGUCUCAAGUCACCCGCCAGUCUCCCCGUUGCCCCCGCCGUCGGUGGAGAGAACCUCUGUCCGCUGGCCUCGUCAUGCGGGGACCUGGACGCCGUGUACAGGAGUCUGUACGCCCUGAACGUUGUGUUGCCGCACGCGCUGCGCUUUGUCUUCGAGAAAGAAUUCGCAGGUAAACGUCCACAAGACACGUACGCGGAGCAUUUGUUAUCAAAUAGCCAGCCUGUCCAUCGCCAAUGGUUGGUUUACAGAAUCAAAAAAUCUCUUGCGAGCGAGGCUUUUGCCAAACGUGAAUUUGAGGAAAUUGAUUUACGUCCAUUUGACUCCUUGCCUCUAAUACAGCUCAUAUCUGAACUUCUGGAUACGAGGUCACAGCGAAUCUUCAAUGAAUUAAAUGGAGAGAGAAAUUAUAGGAACAUGAUCGCCAUUAUGGAGCAAGUUGAGAAAACCAGAGUUGAUGUGUACUCGAACCUGAUUGAUGCAUCUAAACUUGUCAUGUGCUCGACAGACAUCAUUAACUUAGUCUAUGAGUUGAUCAGCGAGGCUGCUAACCUGUACCAAGUGUCAGAAGCUGAAACGGAGCAGGUAAAAGAAGCUUGUCAAUCACACUGUGAUAUGUACGAGUCUGAUGUGCGCAUCGAUGAUGACGCCUUUGCGGCCUUCUGCGUACUGAAUGAGAAUAGAGAGAGAAUGACCGGCCAAGCUUCCAAAAUUAAAUUGGAUGGUCGAGAUUUCUGGUGGCACAUGUCCCCAGGUCAUUGGACCCUACGAUUUCAGUGUUUCAAUCUCAGGCGUUUUUCUUCAGAUCCACAUGAUUUUAAACAAAAUAAAGACUGGGAGAUCGAAAAAGAUGCAAUGAAAAGCGUUUUCAUCUACUUCAAAUGCCGAGAUAGGGAAACUAACAGUUUUCGUUACUAUAUCGAGCUAAACUUCCCUGAGGCUUGCAACCAAAUUGGAGCUGACAACGUUGAAUACGUUUUAACGAAACUACUACCUCUGAUCCUGGUCGAUGGCUAUGACGAAGCCAACGCAAUGUCCUGCGUUGUCGUGGAAGAAAUUAUCAACAAAUUCUACAAAUUUCCAAGCAUGGUUGUCAUAACAACACUGCCGGACGCUGCCUUUUCAAAAAGAAAACUCUUAAGAAAUGCCAGGACUUCAGAAACGCAUAUUCUACCUUUCAGGUUGCAAUAUCUUGAGAAGACGGGACUCUGGGCAAACCCAGAUAAUCGCUAUGUUCUUCGCCCAAAUACCCCUGUAACCGUUCCCUUGCAAUCUGACCCAAUCCAAUUUAGAAUAGAUUAUACGAGUGCUCACUUGCAAUCUGGCCGAAUCAAAUUUACCAUAAAUUUUACGAGGUGAAGUGGCUCGCCUCUCUCACCUGUAAUGUAUGUUCGGCAUACAUCGGCCACCUGCUGAAAUAGGCCGCUAACUAGGAGUUCAUUUUGGAGUCACUUGUGUAAUGGGCGAGGUUUGUACACGAGUACGUUUGCUAUGUUACACCCACAAAAAAUGAUGUGUCAUAUUGUCCAAUAAGUGACGUAGAAUUUCGGCAUGUAACACUGAUACGCCCAUGUGCCAGGCAAAACUAGUUUAGGAUGGUCGCACAAGAGCAAGAAGAGCACCGCAACUUGGUUAAUGUCUCUCAAUUUGUGUGAGUGUAUACGAUUGUGAUUUCAUUUUGAUGAGAUUUGACUUGAUCAAUUGUAUGAAUAAUCUUAAUCUAUCAAUUAAGACGGUCAUUGCGUGUAUGGCAUAGCUGUCAAUAAAAUUAUUUUGGAUAUUAGAAGGCCGUAAUGUUGGUUAGGUGUACCUGGCAAUAGCAUUGAUUAUUUUAAUUAUUUUAGUAAUUACUACCACUAUGAUGUAGUUGAGAAGUGCCUUCACAAUCCAAAAUGCAGACAAAUAACUAUUUCGAUAAACUUGAGUUUAGAUGAUGACGUUUUUACUAACUAUAAUUCGGUUUUACUAUAAUACUAACAACAAUUUAACCGAAUUGUUAAACUCAUUGUAACUAAUAUACGUUAUUUACAGCAAUGUGGUUAGGAACCAUCCUAUUUUCUGGGGUUUCCUUGAAACAGUCUUUAUUUACUGCAGCAGGAAACACGAAAUUAUCUUGCAUAUCCAGAAUGCACUUGAGUCCUGCCAAUAUUUGCAUUUAUGUGGUUAAGAGCUGCCUUAAUUUAGAACUUGUUUCAUUCUUUAUAGGGUAGCAUGGGGCAGCGGGCCCACCCCUUUUUUUAAACUAAUUUUUUAUGAAGU
Messenger RNA from Hyalella azteca, 5176 nucleotides. RefSeq lists its product as uncharacterized. The coding region runs from base 80 to 4276 and encodes 1398 amino acids. Lineage: Eukaryota; Metazoa; Arthropoda; Malacostraca; Amphipoda; Hyalellidae. The record is from RefSeq and is a predicted model, not a curated record. The transcript has 9 exons.